AUGAUACCCUCCCAGUCUCAACCAACGUCCAAACGGAAAGGACACGAUGAUGGAAACCCACUCGCAGCCACAGCAAAGAGACUCAAGAGAGAGACUUCUAACAGGACGGGUCCGUCAAACAAGCGGAAGCUGAACGGCGAGGAGCAACCUGGUGGCCUGGUCAUCAAACGUGCUGUGCCUUCGUAUUCACAGAUAUUGGACUCUGCCGCAUCCUCGUCCUCUCAGAGCUCAGCGCCAUCGCACGCGGCCCCGCGGGCCACUUCUAGCCAGACAAACCAUUCCUCACAUCCUAUCGACGCAUCUAGACAUCCAUCUAAGAGGUUCAAGGCCGAUAGCAGCACAGCCACACUCCCCCAGAGUGCGAAGGGCAAGGAGCGGGAGCUUCAUACGGGCGUGCGCCCGGACCACGAUGUCGAGGAAGAUGUGCGCCGCAUGCAGUCGGAGACAGACAUCCUGCGACGCAAAUCACAGGCAGCAGAGCGCUCUGCUGGGCAUCUGACUUCUGAGAUCCAGUUCGGACCCCCAAGGUCGAGUAGAUCGCACGCGCCGCAGUCCAGCCAGCGAAUACGUGACACUACGCAGCCGCUUUCCCAGCAGGAGACACCGACGAUUGAGCGGAAUCGGUUCAUGAGAGACGGUCCCGGGUCCAGGAGGAAGCGUUCGCUCAGCCGUGGUAAGCGAAUCAGUUCAAGCUAUGAAGCGACUGGUGUAAUCUCAUACCCGCAUACGUCAGUGCCCUCAUCAAGUUUCCACAAGCACAUCGACCAAGAUUUACCGGAGCCUGCACGCGCGCGACAGCUACUGAUUUGGUGCACACACCGCGCCAUGACCGAGUCCCCAGAACAGAGACAGGCGUUAUCGUCUAUCCUGGGAGAGCAGCAGAGACCUGGGAAGGAUCCACCACCGUUAUCGGCGCAGGGCGCGCAGGUGCUCACUCGAGUGGAGGAGAAGAUGAUCCGCUCAUUGGCUGAGAAACGCGUUGACACCAAUGUCUAUGGGGUGGUGGAAUCGGAGGAUACGGCAAAACCGAAGCGGGAGAACGAGCAGAACGUGAAGAACCGAGCGCGCGAGAUUAAAUUCAAUGCCCACAACCAACGGUCGAAAGCUGAGGAGGAUGCUUGGUUAGAGGUGACGAACCACUAUAAUGCAUAUCGCACGGAAGUCCUCGCCGAGCUGGAGAAGUUCGCAUCCACGAGGGUUAAAGGCAAACAACGAGCAUCAGCUGAGGAUGUCGACGAGUGGAAUGUUGAUGAGAAGGCCCUUCCUGCAUACUUCCGAGGGAGCAGGAGCCUUGAUCUAGCUCGCGGUGUCGUCAGUUCUGCGAUAGACAAGGAAGGCAACUUGAGCAGCCGUUUGGACGAUCUAGAGUUCACAAUGGAUCGUCUGCACACGGUCGCGAACUCUGCGCUCGAAACUACACACUUAACAGAAGCAGACCUCGACCGCCGAUUUGCAAUGCUCAAUCUCAGCUCGCGUACCCAGCUAGGGCCCUCCACAGCUCCUCCCGUGGGUGCACUCUCACUAUACUUCCCGCCCAGCCGAUCGCGGCCACCGCCCACUACGGACCCGCAAGAUCUCCUCCGUGCGCUCACCCGCGUGGACGCUGAGCGGCCGCAGGCGCAGGUGGGCGAUGCGGCGCGGCGGGCUGUCAGGGAGGUGCAGCGUGCCGUGGACGCUCCAGGCGUGGCAGAGCGUCGAUUGACGGGUGUGCCUCCGCCAACACCGCGGAAGCCGCCAGGUACGCCUCGCAGAGCUGUGACGCCUGGGAGGGGCAGGUGA
Laetiporus sulphureus 93-53 is the source of this 1779-nucleotide messenger RNA. RefSeq lists its product as uncharacterized. The transcript has 6 exons. The coding region runs from base 1 to 1779 and encodes 592 amino acids. Gene Ontology annotation, cellular component: MIS12/MIND type complex. NCBI's taxonomy places the organism in Eukaryota, Fungi, Basidiomycota, Agaricomycetes, Polyporales, Laetiporaceae. Gene Ontology annotation, biological process: cell division; mitotic sister chromatid segregation. The record is from RefSeq and is a predicted model, not a curated record.